AUGCAGGCCACUGCAGUGGUGGAGACAGCAUCUGGUAAAGGCUACCACAGUAAUGGAGGCAACCUCCAAAAAGAUAAACCUUCAAAUCCAAAGAAAGAAAAUUUGUUAUUAUCCUCCAAUGGUUGUGAUAAAGUCAAAUUGACUUUUCCUGAUGAUGACUGGGAUUCUUCAACACUAGAGCAAAGAGCUAAUAAUAAAGAAAUCAACAAUAUUGACAAGAUGGAUUUAUUAGAGCCAGUUUUUUCAGUGAGUCAAGAUACUAACACAGAGAGUACUCAUUUUCAGUCAAGUGAACUUGAAGACAGUACUGACUAUGCUUUCUUGAAUGAAACAUAUUCUAUACAUUACCCAGAGUCAAAACUAAAGAAGGAAAGUCUUAUUCCUUUAAGUUCAGAAUUAGAUCUUGAAGUGCAGAAAAAAGAGGAGGUGUUUUUUGAUAUUUUGGAACAUCAAGAUAAGACUGUUGGCCUGGAAAGAAUCUACAAUAUUUCAGAUGCUAAUUAUAGAGAAAGUGCUGAAGAUACACAAAAGCAUGAUACAGAUGAAGACUCACAGCAGGAAUAUCACAGUGCUGAAGAACAAGAGUACAUAAGUAACCACUUAUCUUUUGACCAAACAAAAACAUUAGGUAUAUCUAAUCCAGAAGUUGUUGAAUUAGGAAAUUUGGGUUAUGAAGUUAAAUGUGCUAGCAAUGUAGAAGAUAAUCGUGUUAACUCGGGAAGUGGUUCUAUCAUCUCUUCAGAUUCAUUUGAUGUUUAUGGACAAGAAGAGUCACUUCAUGUCUCCAAAUUUCAGAAUUCUGUUAUGUUAAGAGAAUAUCAUGACCUAAAGCAAGAAAAGUGUAAGGAAAAAGAGACAAGUUCAGUGUACCACACUGUAUUUGAUGGCAGUGUACUAAGAAGCAAUUCUCCAGGAAACCAGGAAUCUCAAUCUAAGAGUGGUUCCUUGAGCCUUCAAAAAGUAUUAAAAACGAAAAUUUAUACUGAACACAUGAAAUCUCAAAUAAAUGAAAGUAAAGAUUUUUGUGGAAAUAAAAUGGCUGAGAACAAACUAUUACUGCACCUUGAAAAUCCUAGCACAUUACCACAGGAUAACGCUUUAGAGACAUUACCCCAACCCUGCAAAGAUUGUCAAACUUCCUGGACCUCUGUUUUUGAUGAUUCAAUAAUUUCUGCCUGUGGAUAUUCACAUUAUGAAAGCCUACAAAACACCCCUGACUCAGCCUUAGAUUUUUCUGCUAUACUACCGAAGAUUGCAGUGAGAGAUAAUCAGGCAAUAGAAGAUAAUACUUGCCUAAAAGUUGCUCAUAGCAGUACCACAAAGAAAACAUGCUUUCACAAUAUGGAAGGAACAUGUACUAACUCCGUGACAGAUGCAGCAAGUUGUACAGUCACAAUUAAUCAGACAGUGGAUGUUAGCACUGAUUUUAGGGCUUGUUUCACAACCAGCAGGGCAACAAGUGCAAGACCUUCUGUAGUAUCUACAUCAAGCAACACAGACAUAACAAUGAUGAAUAAAAAACGACCUGAUGAAUGGCAAAAUGAGAAACAAAAAAGUGUGGCUUGUAGUACAGAUUGGUCAUACAGUGAAGAUUGUAUAGAUACACAGAUGGCUGUGACAAAAGGAUCAGGAAAAUCUCCCUCAGUUGACAGUUUAAAACCUAAUGGAAAUUUUCUAAAUAAGGAUUUCCUGGAAUUAAGAAAACCAUGUGGUAUCACAGACCUAAAGAAACAUCCUGAGAGGGAAGUUCAACUUUUUAAAGAUACGGAGAAGGAUUUGCCAUCAAUGUGCUGUCAGAAAAUAAUGCAGAGAGCCAUAAAAGCAGAGCUGCACCUUUUAAACGUUCACUAUCAGAUGUGUCGUCGCCAUUGUUGUGAUAUUUACAAACUUGUAAUGGAAAAUAGGGAAGGAUUAAAUAUGAAUUUAUCAAGUAAUUCUGCUAAGAAGGAAGUGGGAUCAGCACUACUGUCCCUUUGGGGGGACUUAAAAGUUAGAUAUGUGACUUUGAAAGAAAAAAUACACAAAGGCAUACCACUGGAAGAGCUGCCCCCACUGUCAGUAGAAUCAAAAUUAUUAUCUACCUUCUCUACUUUUGCUUCCAGGCUAAUGAAAAAAGAAACACCUGUCUUUUCAGAAGCAGAUGCUGAACGAGAUGAUCAGAGGGCUCAAGAUUUUGAUGUUUCUUCAAACCUAAAAAAGACAAUCUCUCAAAUGUCUUUAUCAUCUGACAAUAGUCGUGCUACACAACACAUAUCACCCAAAAAAGAUGACUUUAAAAAUGGUAAUAUAAAUGCAGACUUUCGUCAACUGAAACUUGAUGAUAAAGACUGCAGACCUUACCAAGAGAUGAGUGAAGACUGGUCUGAUGCUAAAGAGAACCUGACAGGAGUUGACAUCUCAGGAACACAAGAAAAUCAAAUAGAACAAGACAGAUGGAAUUUGGAUCUUACACUAGAAACGAAGAAUGUUGAACCCUCACAAAGAGAUAAAGGUUAUUUGAUACAUGUUGGUGGUCUCUGCCCUUCAGUAUCUGAGGCCGAUUUAAGGUCUCAUUUCCAAAAAUACCAAGUUUCUGAAAUUUCAAUUUAUGAUUCUUCUACUAAUUACAGAUAUGCAUCUCUUACUUUUACAAAAAACAGUGAUGCAAAGAUAGCUGUGAAAGAAAUGAAUGGGAUAGAAAUAAAUGGGAAGUCAGUAAAUGUGAGGCCUGUUAAAAUUCUUGAAGAAUAUACAUCACCACUUUCCUCCAAAAAUGGGAAUAGAAUUAGUUCGAAUAAUUUAGAGAAAAGCACCAACAAAGAAAUCUACUCAGCCUUCUCCAUUUCUAGAUUGCCCAGAACUAGACCACGGCAGCUGGGAUCUGAGCAAGACAGUGAGGUUUUCCCUUCCAACCAGGGUGACAAGAAGAAUUGUAAGCAGAUUGAAUCUGCUAAAUUAUUACCUGAUACACCUGUUCAAUUCAUACCUCCAACUACGUUGAACCUUCGUAGCUUUACCAAGAUCAUAAAGAAACUGGCUGAACUGCAUCCAGAAGUCAGCAGAGACCAUAUUAUAAAUGCGCUUCAGGAAGUGAGAAUAAGACAUAAAGGUUUUCUGAAUGGCUUAUCUAUUAAUACUAUCGUGGAGAUGACUUCAUCUCUUCUGAAAAACUCUGCUUCCAGUUAG
Rhinopithecus roxellana (golden snub-nosed monkey) is the source of this 3165-nucleotide messenger RNA. RefSeq names its product RNA binding motif protein 44 (gene RBM44). The transcript has 14 exons. Lineage: Eukaryota; Metazoa; Chordata; Mammalia; Primates; Cercopithecidae. Gene Ontology annotation, molecular function: RNA binding. The record is from RefSeq and is a predicted model, not a curated record. The coding region runs from base 1 to 3165 and encodes 1054 amino acids.